Penicillium expansum is the source of this 3651-nucleotide messenger RNA. RefSeq names its product GMC family oxidoreductase. The transcript is spliced from 9 exons. Bases 1 to 3651 code for a protein of 1216 amino acids. Lineage: Eukaryota; Fungi; Ascomycota; Eurotiomycetes; Eurotiales; Aspergillaceae. Gene Ontology annotation, molecular function: oxidoreductase activity, acting on CH-OH group of donors; flavin adenine dinucleotide binding. The record is from RefSeq and is a predicted model, not a curated record.
AUGGAAGCCAUUGGGGCAGCUUCUGCCAUCCUCGCAAUUGCAACAGCCGGGGUACAAUGCUCCGUAAAGCUCGUAACUUUUGCAGGACAGGUCAAGACAGCGCCGGAACAGAUUACCAUGGUUGCUGAAGAUGUGUCAUUGAAUGCGAGUAUUCUACAGCAACUGGGCGAAUUGUCGAAGGAGAACGUCGAAAAUGAACAUCCGGUAUCAGACGGCAAUGUCAGCAACACUACCAACAACAAUGUGAAACCAGUUCCCGAUACCAAGGCGACAAUAUCAAAACAGAGUGUCUUCAACACUACUGGCCUAGAAACAGUUCUGAAGCUAGCGAAAAAAUGCGAAGAGAUCUUCAAGUCCCUGGACCAGUCCUUAGGCAAAGCCAGUAGACAAUUGCAUGCGAACUCCCGCAUAUCGGGCAAGGUCAAACUGAGUCGCGCAGAGAUGUUCAAAUGGCCGUUCCUACUCCCGGGAAUGGAUACGAUGCGGAACGAGCUCAGGAAUGUCAAGGGGACUUUGAUGUUGAUGCUCCAGGUCGCUAUGCUGGCGUAUUCGAGACGGAUGAUGGGGGGAUACGGUGAAAAUAUUCAACGCACCACGGGGAUUGUUGCCUACUCCAGGGAGGAUCAGGAGUUCCUGGUUCGGGCUAUUAUCGCAGCCCAGAAAGCCCAAUUGGGUAGUUUUGGAAAUCAAACUUCAGAAGCUCCCAAUAUUGGAUCAGUUAGGGAACAGCCAUUGGAAAUAGAGCGAUCCAGGUUUCGCCAGGUUUCGGAGCCCUCUAAGCACGGCUCGUUCACCAUGGAUCAUGGACUAAAUGGCACAGCGGCGACUGCUGAAGAGGAAUCUGAUAAUAUCGAUGAGCCAUCCAGAGAUAUUCUAAGCCUUCUCCCUUCUAGACAACCAUCAGGCUCUCAGUCACAGAUAUUUUCCUCGCCGCCAUCGCGCAUAUUCAGCAUCAGUCUCUUGUCUCCGAGGGCGUCCAUCACAAACUAUCAAAUUCAUGUCACAUACGAUGCCCGGAGCAUCAAACUCCCGGAUUCCACGGUUGAAUCUCAGCUCGAAGAGUGGAAGGUAUCUUUUGACACGACCGUGCUAGAUCAGUUAGCUGUUCUAGAUACCAAUGAAUAUGAAGCGCUAGAUGCCGUGAUGAAUCGCAGUGAACAGACGCUCGAGUGGAUUCAGUUCGGCGAUUACCGUACCAUCAUUCAAGGCAUUGAACAUGUCAAGGCUAGGACGCUUACUAUAAUCAUGAGCGGGGUGCCGCACCCAACUCCAAAGGAAGAGAAGAAGUACGAGCCAGAGGAAAAAAAGCGAGAUGAAAAAAAGCGAGAGGAAAGCAAGCGAGAGGAAAGCAAAUCCAUGUGGAUCAAGGUUCAUCGAAAGUAUCUACUUCCGGAUUCAUUGAUAGCAUAUGGCCUAUACUGGGAUUGGGAUUGGGACGAACAUGAUCCCAACUACAUCAUCAUCCAGGAAUGGAUCACUGACGAUUUGCAAGAAGAGUUAUUUGAUCAUACCAGACGGUUGCGGGACAGUAGAAUUGCAACACAGGUCUCGUCCAAUAUGGCUGAGUUGAAGGUCAACGACCGAAACAAAGACAGAUUGUAUCUUAUUCGCGAAAAGCCUGCAACACGACGCAGCAGCAAUUUCAUGUCAAAGAUCAGACAAAGUAUACCCCUUAUCAACAGACCAAAGCAAGAACAGGAGGGCAUGGAGCAGACUCCAGAUGACGAGGCUAAUGCCGAAAUGAAGGAUGAGGAAUUCCGACAGCGACUUCACAGCGAGUUCGGGUACACCAAGGAGCAGGUCGAGACUAUGCUUAAUGGGAAGCCAGUGGAUAAGAAGAAGGAGGAGAAGAGGGAGGAGAAGAGGGAGGAGAAGAGAACAGGAAGUGAAGAUGAUGACAUCUUGUCAGAGAGCGAUGUGCAAGCGGUGAAUGCGAAGAACCAAAAUGGCUCACCUUCAUAUGAUUUUGUUGUUGUUGGCGGGGGCACGAGCGGAUUGGUCGUUGCUAAUAGACUUUCAGAGAUGGGAGGUUUCACGGUGGCAGUGAUCGAAACUGGUGAUUCAGUCCUCAAUAAUGUUAACGUCUCUGCUGUGACAGGCUACGGUCGGGCAUUUGGCACGGAGAUUGACUGGGCCUACCAAACCGAAGAACAAACAUAUGCAGGAGGAUCGAAGCAGAUUAUCCGUGCUGGAAAGGCCAUUGGCGGUACAAGCACUAUAAACGGGAUGUCAUACACUCGAGCGCAAAAAGUUCAAAUUGAUGCCUGGGAACGAGUCGGAAACAAGGGGUGGAACUGGGACAACCUUUUCACAUACUAUAAGAAAUCAGAGCAGUUCCAGAUUCCCACACCAAAACAAAUUGCUCGUGGAGCAGAUUAUUACAUCGCCUAUCAUGGGGAACAAGGCCCGCUCAAAGUCGGAUGGCCUCAAGAAAUGACAAACGGCAGUGUGUUACCUACGGUCGAUGAGACUUUCCAGCAACUGGGUCUUCCCUUUAAUAGGGAUUGCAAUGGUGGUAGCAUGGUGGGGCUUACGGUCCAUCCCAAUACCGUCGAUCGCCAGGCCAAUGUUCGCCACGAUGCAGCCAGAGCUUACUAUUGGCCCUACGCAGCUCGUUCUAAUCUCAAGAUUAUAUCAAACAGCCACGCGAAUAAGAUCAUAUGGGCAAGCAAUCCCAGUGAGGCCGUUGCUAUUGGGGUUGAAAUUACCGGAGUCAACGGAGUUGAGACGAUAUAUGCUUCGAAGGAGGUAAUUCUGUCGGCUGGGUCCCUCGGAACGCCUAUCCUUCUGGAGAUGUCUGGGAUCGGAAAUCCCGAUAUUCUCCGUCGCUUUGACAUUCCUGUCCAAGUGAAUAUUUCCACUGUUGGUGAGAACUUGCAGGACCAGACCAACGCUGGGCUCUCUUAUGAAGGGAACGAAUUCUGGUUUGGUUCACCGACCAUUUCCGCUUUACCAUCAGCUAGUCACAUAUUCGGUGACAAUGUUCAUGCUGUUGCAUCUCUUGUCAAUUCAACCCUCGCGGAAUACGCAAAAAAUGUCUCAGAAAAUUCCAACGGUGCAGUCGAAGAAGCCAAUCUCCUGGCUGCUUUUCAACUUCAGCAUGAUCUCAUAUUCAAAUCACAAGUUCCGUAUGCGGAGAUUGUUUUGCUUCCCAUCGGACACUCAUUUUCCAGCGAAUACUGGCCUCUUCUUCCUUUCUCGAGGGGGAGUGUUCACAUAAACUCAACAGACGGCUCUCAACCUCCUGCUAUCAACCCCAAUUACUUUAUGUUUGGACAGGAUCUGAAAGCCCAUGCCGAUGUGGCUCAAUAUAUCCGCAAGGCAUUCAGUACCGCCCCCCUGAGCAACCUUGUGGGAGAAGAAUUAGCACCAGGAAAGAACAAUGUUCCAGAAAAUGCGUCGGACUCAAUAUGGGAGGGCUGGGUGAAGUCAACAUAUAGAUCGAACUUCCACCCAGUUGGCACUGCCAGCAUGCUGCCUCGGGAUAAGGGUGGCGUUGUCAGCCCCGAGCUCAGGGUUUACGGCACUAAAAACGUUCGAGUGGUUGACGCUUCUGUUUUGCCCUUCCAACUUUGUGGCCACUUGACCAGCACUCUUUAUGCCGUGGCCGAGAGAGUGUCUGACAUGAUUAAGACGCGAUAUGUAUUUUAG